Messenger RNA from Onychostruthus taczanowskii (white-rumped snowfinch), 3650 nucleotides. RefSeq names its product trimethyllysine hydroxylase, epsilon (gene TMLHE). Gene Ontology annotation, biological process: carnitine biosynthetic process. The coding region runs from base 361 to 2028 and encodes 555 amino acids. Gene Ontology annotation, molecular function: iron ion binding; trimethyllysine dioxygenase activity. NCBI's taxonomy places the organism in Eukaryota, Metazoa, Chordata, Aves, Passeriformes, Passeridae. Gene Ontology annotation, cellular component: mitochondrion. The record is from RefSeq and is a predicted model, not a curated record. The transcript is spliced from 9 exons.
ACAGGGGCAGGGGCAGGGACAGGGACAGGGACAGGGACGGGGACAGGGACGGGGCAGCGCUGCUCCUCUCCUCUCCUCUCGCUAUCUGCCCGCCUGCCCGCCAGGGGGCAGCACUCUGCGGCACCGCUCCGUGCCCGAGCCCGUCACCGCUGCCGCUGUCCGCACGCUGGCGGCACCUGCCCGUCCCAUGGGGCGUGCGCCGCGCUCCAUCUCCUUCCCCGAGCUCCGUGCCGCCUGCGGCUCUCCGUCCCGCGGUCUCCCGGAUCGGAGCGGCCCCGGGAGCCGCGGCACCUCCAGGGGCAGCCCCAUCCUGUCCCGGUCCGGUCCCGUUUGCCGCCGGCCCCGUCCAGCCCCGGCUCUAUGGUUUGCGGGCGCUCUGCCCCGCGUGUCUCUAUGGCGGCGGCGGCCCCGCCCCGAGGCGGCCUGAGGCGGCCCCGGCCCUGCUCCGGACCCGGCCCCGCUGCCGCCUGCGGGCUCUGGGGCCCGGCAGCACCGCUCCGAGGCACCGGGGCCGCGCCGGCGCACGGGGAGCCGCCGAGCAGCGGCCGAUGUGGGAAAGCUUCGAGCGGCGUUUUCGGCCCGGUGGGCGCAGGGAGCCGGAGGAGGGGGAAGGAGCGGCGGAGAGGCCGGAGCAGCAGCGCUGACCCUGCGGAAUUCCCUCCGGCACAGCCCCUCCGUGAUCCUUCCCGCAUCCCGAGCCUCGCUCCGUCAUCCCGCAGCUCCGCCCGGCGUGCCAGGGUCCCAGGAUGUGGUGCCAGAGGCUGGCGUGGCUGCUCCGGGGGCGACACGGGAGCACCGGACAUCGCCGGCCGUGGCUGCCCCGGGGCCCCGAGACCGUCCUGGCUGUCCCAGCACGCUGCCGCCCCACGGCCCCGGCGUCCCCCUGCUGUGCCUGGCAGCUGCACCGAGACCAUCUCGCCUCCUCUGCUCCCAUCCCUGGCAGAGCUGAGGUACGGCAGCACCGUGAUGCGCCUGGAUUUCGUGUGGCUGCGGGACCACUGCCGCUCCGCCUCCUGCUACAACGCCAAGACCAACCAGCGCAGCCUGGACACGGCCAGCGUGGACCUGGCCAUCCAGCCCCAGGCUGUGCGGGUGGACGAGACCACGCUCUUCCUCACCUGGCCGGAUGGACACGUGACACGGUACGGGCUGGAGUGGCUGGCGAGGAACAGCUACGAGGGGCAGAAGCAGCAGGUCAUGCACCCCCGGAUCCUCUGGAAUGCUGAGAUCUACCGGCAAGCCCAGGUCCCCUCCAUCGACUGCCGGAGCUUCCUGGAGACAGACGAGGGUCUGAAGGAAUUCCUGCAGAGCUUCUUGUUGUACGGGAUUGCUUUUGUGGAGAAUGUCAUUCCCACCAAAGAGGACACGGAAAUCUUGGCAAAGAGGAUCAGCAUCAUCAGGGAGACCAUUUAUGGCAGGAUGUGGUACUUCACCUCUGACUUCUCCCGGGGAGACACAGCCUACACCAAGCUGGCCCUGGACCGGCACACAGACACCACCUACUUCCAGGAGCCCUGUGGCAUCCAGGUGUUCCACUGCCUGAAGCACGAGGGCACGGGAGGGCGGACGCUGCUGGUGGACGGGUUCCACGCGGCCCAGCAGGUGCUGCGCCAGGCCCCGGAGCACUUCGAGCUGCUGGCCAAGGUGCCCCUCAAACACGAGUACGUGGAGAACGUGGGCGGCUGCCACAACCACAUGAUCGGAGUGGGGCCGGUGCUCAACGUCUACCCCUGGAACAACGAGCUUUACCUCAUCAGGUACAACAACUACGACCGUGCCGUGAUCAACACGGUGCCCCAUGACGUGGUGCGCCGCUGGUACCACGCGCACCGCGCCCUCACCGCCGAGCUGCGCCGGCCCGACAACGAGCUCUGGGUCAAGCUGAAGCCAGGCAAGGUCCUGUUUGUGGAUAACUGGCGUGUCCUGCACGGCCGGGAGGCGUUCACCGGGUACCGGCAGCUCUGUGGGUGUUACCUGACGAGGGACGACGUGCUGAACACCGCCCGCCUGCUGGGGCUGCAGGCCUAGCCCACCCUCCAGAGAGCCAGGGAGCCCCCAGCCCCUCCUCUGGGAGAGGCAGGACCCUCCCAGUCCCACUGCCAGGAGAGGUGGGCAGCCCCCAGUCUCACCUCCAGGAGUGGCUGGCAGCCCCCAGUCCCACUUUUGGGAAAGGCAAGCAGCCCCUCGGUGCCACCCCUGGGAGAGGCAGGAGCCCCCAGCCCCACUCCACACCAGGCCAGGUGGGCUGGUGCCUCCCCAGGUGCUCCGGGCCCUCCGUGCCAGUGCCUCACCAGGACAAAGACACUGCAAUACCUCAGGCACCUCCACCCUCUCCGAGCAGCUCCCAGGGCCUGCUCAGGCGAGGGGGCAGGUGGAAACCAAAGGUUGUGGUACCAUUUUUUUGGACCACACUCCGCCUUAGAGCACAGGCAGCUCUUGCUGUCCAUGCUCCCAGCCUGGUCCUCCCAGCCAGGGUGGCUCAGUCGUGGUUAAUCCCACCACAGUAAGUGGUCCUCCAAGCAAGUGCCUUCAGGAUUCCCUGUUUGGCCUUUUUUUCAGCUGCCAGUUUCAGGGGACUUUUAGCAGAGCAGAAUGGAAAUAUCUGGGAUCUUGUCUCUUAUCACUGAUCACGCAGCCAAACAGCCUGAGAGAGGGCCUGGAAAGAUCCUGGUGUACUUUGAGCAUUUCAGAGAAGGUUUCGGUUAGAGAUGGGAAAGGGAAGCACCAAGAUCUGCAUGUUGGGAAGCAGAGAUGAUGAUGUUAGAUGAGGGAUGGAAUUCCCACUUUUCCUUGACUUCCAGUACUGCCAUGCUGCUGUUCCUUCUGCCUGUUGCACUGCACUUGUGGCAACGCUCAGCAGCCCCAGGAUUCCUGACAAACUUCCCACCGUGCCUCCUCUUCCAUUCUUUCUUAAGGAAUUGUUGUUAGGUCAUCAUCAUACUUUGGUGCAUGAAACUCACUCUUUGGGUGUAUUUUUUCCCAAAAUUCUCCUCCUCUGAAUGUAACUCAGAGGUGCCUUUGAGCUCCUGGGAUCUGGCAUGCUGAAGUGCCACAGGGUAAGGAACAAAAGCAGAUCCUGCUGUUAGACAUUUUUCAUUCUGCCAUAUCUUUUGGGCUGUUCCCUCUGCUCUGACCAGACCUUAAAGCAGGGCUGGGCCCCUUCACCCCUGGCUGUGCCGUGUGAGGUGCUCUGUGUCCUCGGGGCAGGGCAGUGCAGGUGCACAGGCACUGAAUUUGCUGCUCUUGUUUAAUCCAAACACUGAAUGUAGAGAUCAUGGUGCCAAGACAGUCCUGAAAUCUGCUCUUGCUGUGGGCUGAGCUCCCUGAUGCUCCCAGUCCUGGUGUUCCCUCUGCAGUGCUUCCCAUCCCCAGUGAAGCCCCUGGGAGUCAGCAGGGCUCAAAGGGAUUUCUGAGCCCAGGCUGGGCAGGUGGUGCCAGGGGAGCUGCCCUCUGUCAGGUAAAGCUCCAACGGCAGCCUUGGAUCCUGGUAGGAGCCAAUUUUAAAACUCAGCAGGAAAAUUAAGCCCCCUCCAGCCAAACCCUUUCCAUAGUGGAAGAAAAACAUGAGGAGAGGUUCUGAGUUGGAGUCACGAGUUACUGAAGAAAUCACAAUAAUCACAAUGAUAUUAAUAAAAGAUUGUACAAAAUGA